CGUUUCGACAUUUUCUGUAACAGUACGUGAUCUUCGCUCUUUGUUGUAGUUAUCAAGUGAUCUUCAAAUAUUUCUGGACGGUACUUACACACCACCACUGCAGUCGAUUGCAAUCAUUUAAAUAGGGCUUUGGGAUUGAUAAAGGCAUAAUGACUAUGCUUACGUCAUCCGAAUGUAAAAGACAAUUCAAUCGAAGCGGAAAUAAUGAGCAAAUAUGAAAAAACAAGACAAGACAAAAACUUGGAUCACGUAACUCUCUAGGGUAUAAUAGAUGUUAUGCCUGUGUUUGAUCGCUAAGCCUAUAUAUUUAAGUGCUUUUUCUUCGAAGUAUUCCUAUAAAUUGCAAAGUAUCCUACUAAAAUCUUUCAUUUGAAAAAUGAAGCCAUUUGGAGUGUGUUUUCUGUUUAUUUACUAUUUGACUGUUAUCAUCGUAACAGAAUCCGUCCAAGAAAAAAUAGUUCAACAAUACAGCGACACAUUUCUGAAAGACUUAUCACUUUACUACUGUCGUCCUUCUCUUAUCAUCGAUGACGGUGUUGUUGAACGAACCUGCAAAAUCACAUUAUCUGCAGAUAUACCACAGUCUGCAAAAGCUAGAGCAACAGCAGCCUCCAAUAUAUUCGCAAAAAGAGGAAAUCAAUUUAAAAAUUUCAUGUUGGGUAAGGACACUACCAAAGACGCGAGUAGUAGAGUUCAAAAAGGAUCAUAUAUACCAGUAAAAUCGAGUGGGAAACGAGACGAUCCAUCUUCUACAGCUUAUG
Messenger RNA from Diuraphis noxia (Russian wheat aphid), 761 nucleotides. RefSeq lists its product as uncharacterized. NCBI's taxonomy places the organism in Eukaryota, Metazoa, Arthropoda, Insecta, Hemiptera, Aphididae. The record is from RefSeq and is a predicted model, not a curated record.